Trichechus manatus latirostris (Florida manatee) is the source of this 4990-nucleotide messenger RNA. RefSeq names its product PHD finger protein 12 (gene PHF12). The record is from RefSeq and is a predicted model, not a curated record. Gene Ontology annotation, molecular function: transcription corepressor activity; protein binding. Gene Ontology annotation, cellular component: nucleus; Sin3-type complex. Lineage: Eukaryota; Metazoa; Chordata; Mammalia; Sirenia; Trichechidae. Gene Ontology annotation, biological process: negative regulation of transcription by RNA polymerase II. Bases 535 to 3552 code for a protein of 1005 amino acids. The transcript has 15 exons.
CGGGUGGCUUUGCGGGCGCUCGCGGUAAGUUUGCGCCAAGUGCGCGGCAGCCGGGACGCAGACGGCGGCGGCGGCGAGAGGCGGAGCCCGGGGACCACCCCCCAUCACCCUCCCCCCAGUCACCUCACGUACCACAACCUCACCUAACCUCUCACCCCCCCCUCCGAUACCCCCAACCCCGGGAUGGCAGCGCCCGCCAGCCUUCCCGGCCGGACCAGCAGUCGCCAGCGCCGGCUUUAGCCUGUGGGACUAGGCCCCGCCGAGGCCUGACCCCCGGAGCCGGGACCCACCGUGCAGCCAGCCACCGGGCCGGGGCUGAGGGGCCGCUCCCCCCUCACGGCCCGUGGGGAGGACGCUGCCGUCCCGGGGACUGGGGGCCGGGGGGUGGGGGGGAGCCCGGGCGAGGAAGUCGGGACCCGUGUUGAGAAAAAAGAAGAGGGGCCGGGGUCAGGAGCGCCCCCUCCCCCCGCUUCCCCCCUCCCUCUGGGGCUGGGGGGGCCGGAGCAGAGAGCGCCCAGCCCGGGAGGUGGAUGAAUGUGGGAGAAAAUGGAGACCAAGACGAUCGUGUACGACUUGGACACGUCGGGGGGGCUGAUGGAGCAAAUCCAAGCUCUGCUGGCUCCCCCCAAGACGGACGAGGCGGAAAAGCGGAGUCGGAAGCCUGAGAAGGAGCCCCGGAGAAGCGGCAGGGCCACCAACCACGACAGCUGCGAUAGCUGCAAGGAAGGUGGGGAUCUCCUGUGCUGCGACCACUGCCCGGCCGCCUUCCACCUCCAGUGCUGUAACCCUCCACUGAGUGAAGAGAUGUUGCCUCCUGGGGAGUGGAUGUGUCACCGGUGCACUGUUCGCCGAAAGAAACGAGAGCAGAAAAAGGAGCUGGGCCAUGUCAAUGGACUGGUGGACAAAUCUGGCAAACGGACUACAUCCCCCAGCAGUGACACUGACUUGUUGGACAGAUCCGCUAGCAAAACUGAACUCAAGGCCAUUGCCCACGCCCGGAUCCUGGAGAGGAGGGCCAGCCGACCUGGCACACCCACAUCCAACGCCAGCACAGAGACCCCCACCUCUGAGCAGAACGACGUCGACGAGGACAUCAUUGACGUGGACGAGGAGCCAGUGGCAGCAGAGCCGGACUAUGUGCAGCCCCAGCUGAGGCGGCCUUUUGAGCUGCUGAUCGCUGCUGCCAUGGAGCGGAACCCCACCCAAUUUCAGUUGCCCAAUGAACUGACUUGUACCACUGCACUACCAGGUUCUAGCAAGAGGAGAAGAAAGGAGGAGACCACAGGGAAAAACGUUAAGAAGACACAGCACGAGUUAGAUCACAAUGGUCUCGUUCCCUUACCGGUCAAAGUCUGCUUCACGUGUAACAGGAGUUGCCGCGUGGCCCCUCUCAUCCAGUGUGACUAUUGCCCCCUCUUGUUCCACAUGGACUGCCUCGAGCCGCCGCUCACUGCCAUGCCUCUGGGCAGAUGGAUGUGUCCGAAUCACAUCGAACAUGUGGUGCUGAACCAGAAGAAUAUGACACUGAGCAAUCGGUGCCAGGUGUUCGACCGUUUCCAGGACACCAUUUCACAGCACGUCGUCAAAGUGGACUUCCUGAACCGAAUCCACAAGAAACACCCUCCUAAUCGCCGGGUGCUCCAGUCGGUCAAAAGAAGAAGUUUGAAGGUUCCCGAUGCUAUAAAAUCUCAGUACCAGUUUCCACCCCCUCUCAUUGCAUCCGCGGCCAUUCGGGAUGGGGAGCUGAUCUGCAAUGGGAUCCCUGAGGAAUCACAGACACACCUUUUGAACUCUGAGCACUUAGCCACCCAGGCAGAGCAGCAAGAGUGGCUCUGUAGUGUUGUUGCGCUCCAGUGCAGCAUAUUGAAACAUUUAUCUGCUAAGCAGAUGCCUUCGCAUUGGGACUCUGAACAGACAGAGAAGGCUGAUAUUAAGCCUGUUAUUGUGACUGACAGCUCAAUUACCACCUCCCUGCAAACAGCUGACAAGGCACCUACACCUUCCCACCACCCCCUGUCGUGCCCCUCAGGGAUUAACACCCAGAAUUCCCUGAGCUGCUCUCCACCCUAUCAGCCCCCAGCCCUAGAGGACAUCAGCUGCAGUUCUUGUGCGGAAAAAUCCAAGAAAGCCUCCUGUGGGACUGCCAACGGGCCAGUGAACACAGAGGUGAAAGUCAAUGGCCCACACCUCUACAGCAGCCCCACUGACUCCACAGACCCCCGGCGACUUCCAGGCACCAACACCCCUCUACCAGGCCUCUCACACCGGCAGGGCUGGCCCCGGCCCCUCACGCCACCAGCGGCUGGGGGGCUUCAGAACCACACUGUCGGCAUCAUUGUGAAGACAGAGAAUGCCACUGGCCCCAGCUCUUGCCCCCAGAGGAGUUUGGUUCCUGUCCCAAGCCUGCCCCCUUCGAUUCCCAGCUCUUGUACCAGCAUCGAGAACACCAGCACUUUGCAAAGAAAGACUGUCCAAUCACAGAUAGGACCUCCGUUGACAGAUUCAAGGCCACUGGGCUCACCCCCAAAUGCCACCCGGGUGCUCACUCCCCCCCAAGCAACAGGAGACGGUAUCUUAGCCACAGGGGCCAACCAACGAUUCUGCUCACCAGCGCCAUCAUCAGAUGGCAAGGUCAGCCCCGGCACGUUAUCCAUAGGAAGCGCUUUAACCGUACCCUCUUUCCCAGCCAACUCUACUGCCAUGGUGGACCUCACCAACUCACUUCGAGCAUUUAUGGAUGUCAAUGGAGAAAUCGAGAUAAAUAUGCUGGACGAGAAGCUGAUCAAGUUUCUGGCCUUGCAGAGAAUACAUCAGCUUUUCCCCUCCCGGCUCCAAGCUUCACCGGGCAGUGUCGGGACACAUCCGCUGGCUUCCGGAGGGCACCACACAGAAGUGCAAAGAAAGGAGAUACAGGCCCGAGCUGUGUUCUACCCUCUCUUAGGGUUGGGAGGAGCUGUGAACAUGUGCUAUCGAACCCUCUACAUCGGGACAGGAGCUGAUAUGGACGUGUGCCUUACAAACUAUGGUCACUGUAACUACGUGUCCGGGAAACAUGCCUGCAUAUUCUACGAUGAGAAUACCAAACAUUAUGAGCUGUUAAACUACAGUGAGCACGGGACAACGGUGGACAAUGUGCUGUAUUCAUGUGACUUCUCUGAGAAGACCCCGCCAACCCCCCCAAGCAGUAUUGUUGCCAAAGUGCAAAGUGUCAUCAGGCGCCACCGGCACCAGAAACAGAAUGAAGAGCCGCCAAGUGAGGAGACAGCCAUGAUGAGCUCCCAGGCCCAGGGGCCACACCGGAAACCCUGCAACUGCAAAGCCAGCAGCUCGAGCUUGAUUGGGGGCAGUGGGGCCGGCUGGGAGGGCACGGCCUUGCUGCACCAUGGCAGCUACAUCAAGCUGGGGUGCCUGCAGUUCGUCUUCAGCAUCACUGAGUUUGCGACCAAACAGCCCAAAGGUGAUGCCGGCCUGCUGCAGGAUGGGGUCUUGGCUGAGAAGCUUUCCCUCAAGCCCCACCAGGGUCCUGUGCUGCGCUCUAACUCCAUUCCCUAGGGCUGGCGGCUACCCCGCCACCUACCUGUCCCACCCACCCAAGACUCCUGCAAUGCAAAAAUGUACACAAACCAAGCCCGGGUUUUUUUUUAUACUCCACCAGGAACCCUUCAACUACAAUCUUUGCAUGAAAUGAAGAAAACCUUUUGACUUUUUUAAAAAUCCUUUUUCUUUUCUCAAGUUCUAGGGGGCAUUUGCACAUAUAUUUGUACUCAACAUUUCAUGGGAAAGCGGCAGACCUGAGCUGAGGAGCAGCGAGGGCAGGGAGGGGAGGCCGAUGGUCUGGACACUUCCUCCAACACAAAAACCGUUCCCCACCCACCUCCUGCUCCCUCUCCCUCGCCUGCCAUUGUAAAAUAAUCAGAAACUUGUUCUAUUUUGUGGCAGUGACAAUAGUUUUAUAUUAAAAGAAAAAAAUACAGUUUUCAUACAGCAAAAUCUAUACAAUAUCAUUGUUUUAUUUAAUAUAAAGAUCGCUACCCACCCUCCUUCCAUGGCUCCCACCCUCCAGGUUAUUUUCCCUUCUGCAGCGGUUGCACUACAGGUAGCUACUGUGUAUUAUGGACAAAUGAGAAAUGAAUUCUUUUUCUGGCUGUCCAUCUAUUUUAUUUCAAAUAAGGAAAAGUGUAUUUGGAUUUUGUGUAAAUACAUCUAGUGAUGACAUUUUUUCAAUGUUUUUAAAAACUGUGUACAGUACUACAUGUGGUAGAGCGUUUUCUUCAAAUUGUCUAUUGUAGCAAAAACGUUUUUGUCGUAAACCUGUUUUGUCUCCUUUUUUUGUUCUCUUGCCACUUCUCUUCCUCCCAUCCCUGGCUCCCUUCUCUCCUUCCACCCCGACAACUAGUACCAAUGUACAUAGUAAUUGUAAUGUUUUAGACUUUACAGAAACUUUCCUGUAUUCUGUAUAUAAAAAACAAAAAUACUUCAAAUUAUGUUUUCUGCCUGUCUGUCCUACCUGUCAUCACCCCUAAAGGGGACCCUCCCUUGGAUCCUGGUCACACAGGUGAGGGAGCCUUUGAAACAGGUCUCAUUCCCAGAUGCUCAGUCCCCGGGGGAAAUCAGGAGAGGGUAGGUAUUGGAGGAAAGGAGCCUAAGGUGGGUGGGGAAAAAUGGAAGGGUAGGGUGCACUUGCUAGGGUGGGGGCUAUAGUAUGGCUUUAUGGGUGACAUGAGAGUUUAGAGGGCUUGGUCAUUUGGCAGGAUCAGAUUCUGCAAGAAUCCAAGAGUGUGUAGGUUCCUGAACUGUGGGACAGGAGUCCCUGUACCUGCUGGCUCCAAAACCAAGACAAAGUGAAGCUAGUACAAGACCUCUGCCUUCUGGACUGGAGGCAUUAGCCUAAGGAGUCGGGGCUGCCUUUGAUUCCAAGUGUUUGCUAAUCAUAUUUAUCUCCUAUUCUGGGAGAGGUCUAAACACCUGGUUGUACUUUCCCCCCACCUCA